AUGUCAAAAAUCGCUCUGUCGCUUAUUAUUUUCACCGUUUUAACGACUACUGCCUCAUCAGCUGUUUCAUCAAAAUCCAAAGAAUAUUUAAAGCUAAAAGAUGUUCUAAACAAAGCAAAGGAAACGUUGCAAUCCAUCCCAGAAGCCAAUCAGUUGUCAAAAUACAUUAAAAAAAUUAAUUUUGAUUGUAUUGAGGAAAAGUUGAAUUUAAUAAAUAAUGGCGAGAAAUCAGUGACUGUUUAUGAAGGCCAACUUGUCAUUUUAUCAUCAUACCUCAAGUGUAUUGAUGAGGAUCAGCCAAAACUCCUUAAUUUGAUCAUUAAUUCAAUGGGACUCGAUAAGAACGACGACAUUGUCGACUGUGCAAAAUUAAAGCUGCACAAAAUCGAUCCAAAAUCAAGAUUUAUCGACAAUUUCGAUAUUAAGUCAGUCAAUGCAUCAUAUGCUGAAUAUUGUGAGAUAUUUACAUCUGAUAAAGGUUUCGAUGAGAGUGUGACAAAUUUAGAAGAGCUUUUUGGUCCACUUGAAGAAUUCACAUGCGGUGCAGUCAGCAAACUUGAUGUAAUCAAAUUCAUUGUCAAUAUCCAUGUCCUGCCUUUUGAAAUCAGAGAGAACGUGAGAGUUGUGAUGACAACAGAGAUGAUUGAGACAUUUAAAAUGAAGAUGAUCAGCACAGCUGACUGCAUUAUCGGCAAAACUCGAUAA
Chironomus riparius is the source of this 705-nucleotide messenger RNA. NCBI's taxonomy places the organism in Eukaryota, Metazoa, Arthropoda, Insecta, Diptera, Chironomidae. The record is from the annotation of a GenBank genome assembly.